AGUAAUAUAGUAAUCUAGCGUAAUCAGCUAGAAUUAUGGAUAAGAUGUAUUUGAUGGAAAUCAUUCACAUUUUUUGAAAUUUAUGAUUGUGAUUUUGCUUUGUCAGGUUUAUCAAAAUUAUUAUUGAUAUUAUUACUACUAUUACGACUUUGUCAAUCCUUGAUAAACCAUGCAUGUUUGGAAAGUGAAAGCAUUCAAGUAAACAGUUACAAAUUGUAACAAAUGUAGUGGCAAUGAACUCUGAGUCAAUCUGACUGAUUCAUGCCAAAAAAAAAUUCCCAUCAAGUUAGUAUUGUGAAGUUCCUUUUAUGGGAUUCAGAAACAGGAAGUAUGCAGGUAGUGUUAGUGUUUCAUAGUAACAUGAGAGGGGCACAGAGAUUACAUGUGAACAUGUCAUCACUUCCUUUAUCAACUUCAAUCUUGUGUACAAAGUUCACAAAACUUGAGAUUCUACCACUCUGUACAGUGAGACUAUAUAUGUACUUGCAGUACAUACAUAAUUGAUUAAGAGAGAAAAAAUUGAUUGAAUUGUAACUGAAUGUGACAGAAAAGUGAUGUGAAUAAUGUACAGUAAAUCAGCCAUUAAAUGUACCAGGUCGGGCGUUAGUAGGAGAGGGAGUCUUAACCAAAAUGUGCAGAAAGAAACCCAAACCUCGACAGUUCUUCCUGUUUAAUGACAUUCUAGUGUAUGGCAACAUUGUCAUAAACCGUAAAAAGUAUAACCAGCAACAUGUGAUAUCUUUAGAAGAUGUAAAAUUAGAAGAUGUUCAAGAUGAAGGAAGUCCAUUUUACACAAAAGAUGGCAAAACAGCUUUACGGAAUGGCUGGAAGUUGAUUAGUCCCAGUAAAUCCUUUGUCGUUUAUGCAGCUACUUCAACAGAGAAACAUCAGUGGAUGUCGCAUAUCAAAAAAUGUGUUGAUGAUCUCCUUAUUAAACAGGGGAAAACCCAAAACACAGACAAUGAUUCUCCUGUUUGGGUUCCCGAUGCGGAUGCAACUCUAUGCAUGCAUUGUAAAAAGUCCCAGUUCACGCUAAUCAACCGACGGCAUCACUGUAGAAAGUGUGGGAUAGUAGUGUGUAAGGACUGCUCUAGUAACAAAUGGCUUUUACCACAACAGUCUUCUAAACCAUUGCGUGUUUGUCUAACAUGCCACCAGGCCUUAUCCAACACAAAGGCACCAGUACCAGCGUCUAAUACUCCUGUUAUAGACGAUUCAUCCGGUGACUCAUCUGAAGAUGAGGACGAGGAGCCCUCCAGUCAGGAUGUCAAUGAGGAGAGUAGACUUCCUUCAGAGGUACUUAAAGUAUGCUUAGAUAAACCACAAGAUGUAAACACACUAAUAUUACUUGUAUGAACCUCUAAAGCAUGUACAUAGCAUGAUUGUUUUAAAAUCAUAUCAUAGAUUUAUAGAUAGGCAAAACAGAAUUUGAAUUAAAGAUGUUUUAGUCAAAGAAAUGGAUCUUAAUCCAUAAUCUAAGUUUUGAAUGUACCAUAAUAGCUUUAUUAAAAUGUUGAAUUCUGAAAAAUUUUCUGCAUUUUCAUAAAUUCUCCAAAUAUAUCUUACCUUACCAGCUUCAAAAAUCAUUAUAUGCUAAACUAUUGAUCGCUACAAGCUUACAGUCGUGACUGUUUUGCUGAAUAUGUAAAAUUCUCACAAACCUCAAACAUAAUAACACAGCUGCUUCAAUCACAUAUAAAUAAAACUAACAGGAAAGUUCUUUUAGAUGCCAGCUCCUGAACUUUCCAAGUCACCGCUACCUUACCCUUCUAUCUUGAAUUCUCUCUUACAAUGACAAAAGUACCAUGCACAAUGUGAUCUUUGUGAAAAGGACCAAGAUAUACCUAUUCACAAUUUAAAUAAAUAUUCAUAAGUUUAUUGAUUUAAUGUGAUUACUAUACUGUACAACUGAAGAUCUAUUAAAUAUUGCCGAGCCCGGGCUCUGGUUGCUAGUUAUCACAUUAAAUCACUAAACUUCCGGAUUUGAUUAGAGGAGAUCGUUAGAGUUCACUAAUGCAUGAAAUGACUUCUAAUGAUUUUUGUUUUUAGAUUGACACACUAGAGGUACAGUUAGAUUAUAAUUUUUGCUAGUUAAUUGUACCAUAUACCACUAUACCAAUUUUAAGUAAUACUUGUUUAUUCUUUUCUUAUUUUUGAUAUAUUUCAGGGACAGUUUCAGGCUUAUGACUGAAGAAAAACUAUUCAGAAUAUACAACAGGAAAGACAAAAUUUGACCAUUAAAUCUACAGGGAAUUGAAGCUUAUUCAGUUAGCAGCACCAUCACGAAGCUUCAUUGACUAUCUCCUAUAUUCAAAUGUAACCUUGAAAAUGUUUAUUGCUAUUCGAAUCUGUGAUGCAUAUAUAUGUAUAUAUACAUUUUGUCAUCAAUGGCUAAUGGUGGUGUAUUUCAAUUUCAUAAGCAUUUGAUAUUUUUUAUAUACCCUUUUCAAAACCAGUGUUCUUGUUUUCCUUCUUUAGCUUGCUGGGACUGAAGGUCUAGAGAGCUAUAUUGUUAUUUAUACCCCUGGUGUUGGUGCCUGUGACACCAUCAGAAAACUGCAGGUUCAAGUUUUAUAGAUUUUGUGUUUUUUCAAUAAGCUAUUAAUCUUUCAUGAUUCAAUUUUGUAUGGAAGAUUCGUCAAUAGAAUUUGUGUGUAUACAAGCAUUCCUGAUUUUAAUGGUGCAUCACACAAGUGUUUUCUAGAUGAGUUUUCUGGCAGGUUUAUAAGGAGGUCCAACUCUUAGAAGCUGCUUACUCCACAUGGCUCAAACUUCCAUGGACGAUGCCUUUAUAAAUGCACACAACCACUAGUGAUUCAGAUACUGCAUCUGACUGGCAUGUCCCAGAUUGUGUUGGGUUUUUAUAGAAUGAUCAGUACACAAAUACUGUUUUUUAUACAUAUUAAUUUUUUUGAGUUGGGCAUCUUGGACUCUCACUGCCACUCAUGCUUCAGAUAAGCUGGUUUAGUGAUCGGGUAAAGUUUUUGUAGCAAGCAGAUUAUACUUGUAAAACCUUUGUUAUUUUAUCUUUCCUGGACAUUCCAUAUAGCUAGAAAGGUACUUCAGAUGCCCCAUUUCUGCUUCUGGUCAUAGGGAUCAUUAACCGCACCUAGUGGAAUGAUUCGUCUAUCAUUAUCUGCCAGUGGCUGACUACACGGUAUAAAUCCGACACAUCACUUCCCCUCCCUCCACAAAUUAUACCUUGCCCAGCAAGCUCUGUUGUCGGAACUCUGUUUUCUUCUACCAACUCUUGUUUAUUUUGAGAUUACAGUUUUGGUAAUAUUUUGUUCUUAAUUAGAUUUAUUUGAUAAACAGAAUUGCACAAAGACAGCCAAAUUUAUUUCCGUUAUUUUCUUAUUGUUUCCCACAGUAUUGGUUUUGAAUUAAACAGAAUAUCACGAGGACAUUAAUUCCGAAAGCUAAAACAUGUUUGUAUAGUACUCACAACAUAGUCGGGAUCAUAUGCUUUAGAUUAACAGCAUAUUAUUAAACUUGUAGAACCUUUGUUAUUCUAUAUUUCACAAGCAUUCUAUGUAGCUGGAAAUUUACUUCAAAUGCCACAUUUCUUGCUUCUGAUCAUUGAUGUGAACGAGGGAGUUGUUAACAGCAAUAUCAGUGUGCCCUAGAUGUUUCACCAGUGUUUAUUUUCAGUGACUACGAAAGUAGACAUCGUCACAAACCACAGCCAAUAUGGACGAUCCUCUAGAGCCAUAUGCGGACUGUGGCUUGAGACGAUGCCUAAGUAGAAUAGGUGUUUUCUAAGUGAUGUCUUGUACAACUAGAAAACUAUAGAAAAAUACUUGAAUUGACUGUCCAUAUUUGGCAUUGCAAAAGUAGAUAUUAAAAGCUUGUAUAAAAUGUAAUCAGAAAUCUUCUUUGAUUUUCCUUUACAGUAAAAUUCACAGACAUCAAUGAAAGAAUAAUAUGAAAGGUGUUGCUUGAGUUAAAUGAUCUAGCUUAAUUUUGCUGAGUUUUUCAAAUUUUUGUACAAGAUGAUCUUUCAAAAUCAAGUCAUUUUACAGCCAUCAUGAACCAACAAUGCUAUACUAUUAAUUUGCAAUUGGUAGACCAUGAGUUUGAGUACUGUAUGAGCUUUGAGUAUGAAAUUCUCGAAUUUAAAAUAAAUUUUUUUUAAUGAUGUAAAUCUUAAAUUUUUCAUAAGUCAUUUCUUAUAUUUUUCAUCUAGCACAAUUUUGUUAAUGAAAAAUGCCAUCUAAAUUUUUCAUAUUCACCAGCAUUGGAUUUGAAGGCAAUUGAUGGAUCUAUGACUUUUAUUAAGUGUUAUUUGUUCACUCUCUUAAUAGUCAUUAUGUACUGUAUGAAUAUACCUAUUGUACUUAUUGUAAGGGUUUGCUAUCUACACUUCUGCAUCUUGCUGUAUCUCAGGUUCAAGGUGUUCAUAUGGCAGAAGUGCAUUAUGAUUUCUAUCAAAAAUCCAUUGUUUUUACACAAGACUCUCAGUAUGGAUGCUGGUCAUUGUGACUGUAGAAUGCUUAUUCCAUAGAUAUUGCUAAUCAUUCCAUUAAUUGUUAUCAUUUUAACAAGAAAUGUGAGAGUUAACUAGAAAUUUAUGAGGUUAUGAACGAUUGACAUGUGUCUUUUCAACCAAUGUCCAGUAUGUGCAUGAUUCAAAUUCUCAGCUUGAAAUCUAGAAUGGAUUUUAUGUUUUAAAAAGAAUACUAAAAAUACUUGUAUUAUUUUUAUUCAUGGAACUUUAAGAAUAUAUUUUCUAAUACAGUAAAAUGCAAGGAAUGUUGACUCUAAGAAUUGUUUAGUAUUUAACUUUGAAAAUUCUUAUAAACAUUUAAAACAUUAUUUUUGUAUUGUAAGCAAAAAAUGAACAUAGUUUAUAGUAUGUACAUUUAUUAAUUUUCCCAGGAUGCAAUUUAUGCUUUGUAAUAUUUAAUUCAUCUACAUUAUACAAUAAAUUAUGGAAGCCUGUUUGGGCCACUAA
Molecule: messenger RNA, 4954 nt
Organism: Ostrea edulis (European flat oyster)
Lineage: Eukaryota; Metazoa; Mollusca; Bivalvia; Ostreida; Ostreidae
Product: pleckstrin homology domain-containing family F member 2-like
Exons: 9
Coding region: 631-1356 (241 amino acids)
Molecular function (GO): metal ion binding; phosphatidylinositol binding
Source: RefSeq, a predicted model, not a curated record